CUCUAGUUGCCCGUCGCGCUGCCGCUCCUCGCUCGUGUUUGAUCGCGUGCACGUGGUCGCUCUUCUUCUUGUCACUCCUUUCCAUUGUUUGUUUGCUGCUUGCAUGCCGUUCCGGCGUUGGGCUUGCGGGACCUAACAAGGUCGCACUCAACACAGCUGCGACGCAAUCUACGUCGCUUGCAAAACACCAAAGCGAGGAACCCCAAGAGGUGGGAACGGGGAUACCGCUAUGGCAGAAAAUAAACGCCAGAGCAUGGCGGGGAAGAUUGCUACUCCGAACUUGAAGGUCACUGGUGGAGUGAGCAAGGAUGUCGUGGAUGCGGAUUCGAACUUGUACAAGGCGGUCGGAUCACGUAUCAAGAUCACAUGCGCCCCGAACAACAACGUGCUCGAAGGCACCCUCUUCACAGCCUGCAACCUCACCAACGCCAUAGCCAUCAAUACCGCGCCUGCCCCUCCGAACCCCUCCGCUCCUCUCUCUAGCCAGCCCGGCGACUUCCACAUCAUACCGUUCGCACACAUCGUAUCAUUCGAAAUUGUCGGUUCAGGCGAGCGGGCGCCGCAAUCCACACCAGGCUUCGAUGGGGUACAACCCAGCAUUUCGAAGGUGGAUAUCGCUGCGCUGCAUGCGCGAGAAGAGGCGACAAUUCGUGAGAUGAAGAAGAAGGAUGCGCAGAAAGGCAGAGGUGUUAGCAAGGAGGCGCAGGAUAUGUUCGACUUCAUAUCGAGGACCCUUCCAACUCGCUGGGCCGAUGCUCAGAUUGUAGUUAACGAUGCUGUUCUGAUCCAACCUCCCUACACGCUAGACAGCAUCAGAGCCCCCGCCGAUAAAACACAGAGUGAGGCUCAUGUUCGCAAGGUCGUCGAGGCAUACUACCAGCGCAAGAAGGCACCAGGUGGAGGAGCUGGUCGCGCUCCAGUCGCAAUGCCAAUUGCUCCGCGAAAAGGGGGUUAAAGACAACAGUUUAGCUAUGGUCUACACUAGGAUUCUCUGGGGGAAUUCAUGCUUCGUGCAUGUGGACGAUGUACUAAGCUUUAGGCGAUGAUUUUACUGUUGGCUAAAGACUGCCAUAAUUAUCGUUAGCUUCGAACAGUGACGAGCGUUUCCAAGGCUGGUUCCAUGACACGAAGGGAGGUCGGCAGUGGAGAAGCAUCGUAUGAUGCGCUUGCUUGAGGGAGCAGAUACGCUGAAUAAAUCAAAACUUUCAAACUUUGGCUGUGAUGUAGUUAUUGUUAUAUGCGGCUUGUUGCAGUCUGGUUCCAACAAGUCCACUGGUUGGUUUGAUGAGGGGUUCUCACGUCGUCUAUACACAAUGGGUUCAAGCUUACAGUUGUUAUUUCGGCAUUCUUGUUGAAGCAGGAAAAAGGAGCCGCUUUGCGUCACUGCGUUCACUUACUCUCCCUAUCUCUCGUUCGAAAAUUCAGAC
Messenger RNA from Dothidotthia symphoricarpi CBS 119687, 1427 nucleotides. RefSeq lists its product as uncharacterized. The coding region runs from base 254 to 955 and encodes 233 amino acids. Lineage: Eukaryota; Fungi; Ascomycota; Dothideomycetes; Pleosporales; Dothidotthiaceae. The transcript has 3 exons. The record is from RefSeq and is a predicted model, not a curated record.